This is a messenger RNA of Peromyscus eremicus (cactus mouse), 2147 nucleotides long. It is a transcript of the gene Tacr3, whose product is annotated as tachykinin receptor 3. Gene Ontology annotation, molecular function: tachykinin receptor activity. Gene Ontology annotation, biological process: G protein-coupled receptor signaling pathway; positive regulation of flagellated sperm motility. The coding region runs from base 1 to 1434 and encodes 477 amino acids. The record is from RefSeq and is a predicted model, not a curated record. The transcript is spliced from 6 exons. Gene Ontology annotation, cellular component: plasma membrane; sperm midpiece. Lineage: Eukaryota; Metazoa; Chordata; Mammalia; Rodentia; Cricetidae.
AUGGCCUCAGUCCCCACCGCCGAGAGCUGGACCGACGGGGCGACAGGAGUGGGGACCCACGCAGAGAACCUGAGCGCUGCAUCGGGGGUCACUGAGUGGCUUGCGCUCCAGGCUGGCAACUUCUCCUCGGCGGUGGGACUACAGAUGACAUCCCAGGCACCUUCCCAGGCCCGGGCCAACCUCACGAACCAGUUCGUGCAGCCGUCCUGGCGGAUCGCACUCUGGUCGCUGGCUUAUGGCUUGGUGGUGGCUGUGGCAGUCUUUGGAAACCUCAUCGUUAUCUGGAUCAUCCUGGCCCACAAGCGCAUGAGGACCGUCACCAACUAUUUUCUGGUAAACCUGGCUUUCUCCGACGCCUCCAUGGCCGCCUUCAACACCUUGGUCAAUUUCAUCUAUGCUCUUCACAGCGAGUGGUACUUUGGCGCCAACUACUGCCGCUUCCAGAACUUCUUUCCCAUCACAGCGGUGUUUGCCAGCAUCUAUUCUAUGACAGCCAUUGCAGUGGACAGAAUGCUCUUCUUUAUUUCACAUACGUACAUGGCCAUUAUCGAUCCUUUGAAACCCAGACUGUCUGCCACGGCCACCAAGAUUGUCAUUGGGAGUAUUUGGAUUUUGGCAUUUCUACUUGCCUUCCCUCAAUGUCUCUAUUCCAAAAUAAAAGUCAUGCCAGGGCGUACUCUUUGCUAUGUGCAGUGGCCAGAGGGUCCCAAGCAACAUUUCACAGUUGCUGAUGACAGCUCUGAUGUUAUUCUGACUGUCAUUGUAUAUGAGUCAGCUUUUAUCUUCACAGUUAUCAAUAUUGUUUCUUUGCUUUGUAUUUUGGCAAACCUCGACUAUGUCAUGGAGAGAUGGUUACAUCUACAGGUAACAGGAUACCAGACUAAAAAUACAAAUAUCAAAGUUCACCUUCUCCAAGUUAUGAAGGUGGUAAAAAUGAUGAUUAUUGUCGUGGUGACAUUUGCCAUCUGCUGGCUGCCCUAUCACAUUUAUUUCAUUCUCACUGCAAUCUACCAACAGUUAAAUAGGUGGAAAUACAUCCAACAGAUCUACUUGGCUAGCUUCUGGCUAGCAAUGAGCUCAACUAUGUACAACCCCAUCAUCUACUGCUGUUUGAAUAAAAGAUUCCGCGCAGGCUUUAAGAGAGCAUUUCGCUGGUGUCCUUUCAUCCAAGUCUCCAGCUACGACGAACUGGAGCUCAAGACCACCAGGUUUCAUCCCACACGGCAGAGCAGCCUGUACACCGGGAGCAGGAUGGAAUCGGUGACCGUGCUGUUUGACCCCAAUGACGGGGACCCGGCCAAGUCCAGCCGAAAGAAAAGGGCGGUGCCCAGAGACCCAAGUGCCAACGGCUGCUCCCACAGAGAUUCCAAAUCUGCCUCCACCACAUCAAGCUUCAUAAGCUCACCCUAUACCUCUGUGGAUGAAUAUUCCUAAAUCCAGGUCCUGAGGGGAAGGCUGCUGUGGAGCCUAAGUCCCCCAUUCUCCUAACCAUGUCAAGUUCUGCUCUAGGUACUUUGGGGAAGCAGAGGGGCAGUUCUUAGGUAGGGAUACUUAAUCUGAGAAAGAGGAAAUAUAAAUGUACAAAAAACACCAAAACAUCAGCCAGCACAAAGAAAACCGAGUCUUCAAUUUACUCUUUAAAAUCUUUAGGAUCAUAUAUGACAAGCACAAAGUGUGAAUCAGAAAAAUGUGCAGUGUCUGUCAUUUAUCAAUUGCAGGGCAGCUUUGUGACACAGAAACAGCACAGAGGCUCUCCAAGAGUUUAAGGAAGCUUUAAAAUCCAGUGCUGAGCAAAAGGAACAACACCUAUAUAAAACGGAAGUUCUGCACAUCUGUGAAAAGGAAAAGGCAAAUGACUGACUUUCCCACAGGAGUGACGGGAAGUCAACCUCAAAGAAUAGGGAGAUAUGGAAGUCUUUGCUCAAGAAAGUUCAUUUUGUAAAAUGAAAACUUUCAGAAAUUCACUUCAAGACAUUUAGCAGGAAAGGCCAUACGGUCAAAUCAUUGCCCAGAUAUACAUGUCUUUCUCUUGAUUAUUUUUUCCAAGAAAAUAACUUCAAAAGAAAAAAGUCAUCAUUUAAUUUUGAUUACUAAGUGUUUUGAGUGCUAAACUAAGUUGCAGUCAAAUUUAGGACCUUAAAGGACAA